AUGUUCCGCUCGGCCAAACAUCCGUCCGUCUCCCGCCAAAGCACGGCCGAGCUCACGUACGACCCGGGAAAGCAUGUCCCGCGGUCGGCCCAAGCCUCGCCACCAGCCGCGCACGACCGCCGCGCGAGCCGGGAAGCAAGCCUCGCGGCCGCGCAACUCACGUACCACGGCCGAUGCACCGUCCGAGCCGGGAAGCACGUCCCACGUCCGGCCGAAAUCAUCGGCCAAACCAUCCGCCGACCCCACGGCCGACCGAAGAAUCCUCCGGCCACGAUCGACCCAACCGUGCCGAUCGACCACGACCGUCCCGAACGCCGCGGUCGACCCGAAGCCCGUUUUGAAGCCCGUUUCACACGUUUUCAACGGCCCGGCUUAACCCUAAGCCGCCUCUGA
Microthlaspi erraticum is the source of this 393-nucleotide messenger RNA. The record is from the annotation of a GenBank genome assembly. NCBI's taxonomy places the organism in Eukaryota, Viridiplantae, Streptophyta, Magnoliopsida, Brassicales, Brassicaceae.